AUGAAAGUUCAAUUGGCGGCAGUGGCUUUUUUAAUAGUCUUGACUAGUUCGGCACUGGGUAGAGUACUUCCCGAAGAGAAGUACGUCAAGAUCCCCUUCACAAAAAGAAAGGACGGCGGCACUGGUGAGCUGAGUAAGAGAUCCAACGGUCAUGAAACCUUCGUACUGGCCAACGAGCAGAGCUUCUAUUCUGUUGAGCUAGCCAUCGGUACGCCUUCACAAAACCUUACUGUGCUGCUGGACACAGGUUCAGCAGACUUGUGGGUUCCCGGCAAGGGAAACCCCUAUUGCGGUUCGGUUAUGGACUGUGACCAGUACGGUGUGUUCGACAAGAGCAAGUCGUCCACGUUCAAAGCCAACAAGUCCUCGCCUUUUUAUGCCGCUUACGGAGAUGGCACCUAUGCUGAAGGCGCAUUUGGCCAAGACAAACUCAAGUAUAACGAGUUAGACCUCAGCGGUCUAUCGUUUGCCGUGGCCAACGAAUCUAACUCGACUUUUGGUGUGCUCGGGAUCGGUCUUUCUACGCUCGAGGUCACCUAUUCUGGUAAAGUCGCAGUAAUGGACAAAAAAAGCUACCAAUACGAUAACUUUCCCCUGUUCCUAAAACACUCUGGAGCCAUUGAUGCGACCGCAUACUCUCUUUUCCUAAAUGACGAGUCGCAGUCUUCCGGCAACAUUCUCUUCGGCGCUGUCGAUCACAGCAAGUACGAGGGCCAGCUGUAUACCAUCCCUUUGGUUAAUCUGUAUAAGUCGCAGGGUUAUCAGCAUCCGGUGGCAUUUGAUGUCACUUUGCAGGGCCUCGGGCUACAAACGGACAAACGCAACAUCACAUUGACCACAACCAAGCUUCCAGCUCUGCUUGAUUCAGGCACAACGCUAACAUAUCUGCCCUCCCAGGCGGUGGCUUUGCUAGCAAAGAGCUUAAACGCCUCGUAUUCCAAGACAUUGGGCUAUUACGAGUACACGUGUCCCUCAAGCGACAACAAAACCAGCGUGGCCUUUGACUUCGGUGGCUUCCGCAUCAAUGCACCUCUGUCCGACUUUACUAUGCAGACCAGCGUGGGGAGCUGUGUCUUGGCAAUAAUCCCACAAGCGGGCAAUGCCACCGCUAUUCUUGGCGACUCCUUCUUGAGAAACGCCUACGUGGUCUACGAUUUGGACAACUACGAGAUUUCCCUAGCACAGGCCAAGUACGGCACGGGGAAAGAGAACAUCGAAGCCAUCAAGUCUACUGUCCCAAGUGCAAUAAAGGCCCCUAGCUAUAACAACACUUGGUCUAACUACGUCUCCGCCACGUCGGGUGGUAAUAUUUUUACCACCGUGCGCACUUCCAACGGUACCACUACUGCCACUACUGCCAGGUCAAGCAGUACCAAGAAAACAAACUCUACCACUACUGCAAAGGCGACUCAUAAAGGCAAAAGGGCCCUUCAGAGGGCUGCUACUAAUUCUGCAGCUAGUACCCGCUCCACCUUGCGUUUACUGCUAAUUCCCUCCUUACUCAUACUCUCCGUUUUCUUCUCAUAA
Messenger RNA from Saccharomyces paradoxus, 1527 nucleotides. RefSeq names its product aspartyl protease (gene YPS3). Lineage: Eukaryota; Fungi; Ascomycota; Saccharomycetes; Saccharomycetales; Saccharomycetaceae. The transcript has a single exon. The record is from RefSeq and is a predicted model, not a curated record. Gene Ontology annotation, biological process: proteolysis. Gene Ontology annotation, molecular function: aspartic-type endopeptidase activity. The coding region runs from base 1 to 1527 and encodes 508 amino acids.